Molecule: messenger RNA, 5039 nt
Organism: Prinia subflava (tawny-flanked prinia)
Lineage: Eukaryota; Metazoa; Chordata; Aves; Passeriformes; Cisticolidae
Gene: PEX2
Product: peroxisomal biogenesis factor 2
Exons: 2
Coding region: 577-1491 (304 amino acids)
Biological process (GO): very long-chain fatty acid metabolic process; protein import into peroxisome matrix; fatty acid beta-oxidation
Cellular component (GO): peroxisomal membrane; Cdc73/Paf1 complex
Molecular function (GO): zinc ion binding
Source: RefSeq, a predicted model, not a curated record
AGGGCCGCCGUGCGAGAGCCGUUCCCGCGCGCCGUCCCGGUCUCGCGGAGCGCUUCCUGCGCAGCCGCGCCGGGCGCGGGCCGGCGCAUGCGGUGCGUGCGGCCGCCGCUCCGGGCAGCUGCCGCCGCGGCCCGCCUGCCGGGACGCUGCCCGCGGGCCGGGGCGGCUGCGGGGAGAGCGCCCGAGGCGGCUCCGUCCGCGCAGUGCCUCGCUGGGAGGCAAGAGGCUGAGCCCGGCGCACCCGCGGAGUAGCGCAGGGCUGGGCCUGGCAGCGGCGCAGGUCAGUGGGGACGCGGGGAGGGACAAGACGGAGCGGCUGCGGCGUGCGGGAGCCGCUGCAGGGGCCAUGGGCUUCGGCGGAGCCCAUCCAGGCACCUCCCGCGGCCUGGCAGGCCGGAACGGGCCCUGUGGCGGAGGCCCCGGAGCUCAUGCAGGGCCUGCUUAUAAAAGCUGGUGUUUGGCCUCCUGCGCUCCCCGGUGGCCCCCGUUCCGUGAGUCCCGCUGACGCUCAGCCUCCUGCAGAGACCCGGAGCUCUCCAGCUGGGCCCGUGCGUGCGGUAGUUUUUUUGUGAAGAAAUGGCCUCCACCAUUGAAAAGGAAAAGAGUGUGAAUCCUGUGCUCAGAAUAAGUCAACUUGAUGCUCUUGAACUAAACAAAGCUCUGGAACAACUAGUGUGGUCCCAGUUUUCCAGUUGUUUUCAUGGAUUUAAACCAGGGGUGUUGGCUCAUUUUGAACCAGAAGUAAAAGCAUUUUUAUGUCUCAUAUUAUGGAAAUUCACUAUCUAUUCCAAGAACGCAACUGUGGGACAGGCUAUUCUCAAUAUUCAGUACAAGAAUAACUUAUCUCAGACAGAGAAAUACCAACCUCUGAGCAAACACCAGAAGUUAUGGUAUCUAAUUUUCACUGUUGGUGGAAGAUGGUUGGAAGAAAGAUGUUAUGAUUUAUUUAGCAAUCGUCAACAGCAAUCUUUCGGCAAAAUUAAGAGCUAUAUUAGUUUUGGAUCUGGACUUCUUAAGCUUUGUGGACUUAUAAAUUUUCUGAUUUUUCUUCGGAAAGGAACAUUUGCAACACUUACAGAACGCAUUCUAGGAAUUAGGUCGGUUUUUUGCAAGCCACAAAGUGUUCGUCAGAUAGGAUUUGAAUAUAUGAACAGGGAGCUCUUAUGGCAUGGCUUUGCUGAAUUUUUGAUAUAUCUGCUACCACUUGUUAAUGUACAGAAACUGAAACUUAAAAUUUCUUCUUGGUGUUUGCCUAUCACAGGUCUUUCCAAUAGUGAAAACACAUUAGCAGCUCACUGCAGGGAGUGUUCACUAUGUGGAGAAUGGCCUACCAUGCCACAUACCAUAGGCUGUCCACAUGUUUUUUGUUACUACUGUAUUAAAAGUAACUUUUUAUUUGAUAUGUAUUUUACAUGUCCUAAAUGUGGCUCAGAGGUACACAGUCUUCAGCCAUUGAAGUAUAAAAUUGAAAUGACAGAAUUGCAUGUCUGAUGUGAGGUUGAUACAAUUUUGUACUGUACAUGAUAUGUAUUAAAGAGAUUAAUGGAAGACUUCAGAAAUUAUCGAAAGCACACUGCUUAAAGAUGGCUUUGGAGACUGUAAUUUAUUGUAACAUGUAUUUUUACUGGUUUUAGGUGUUUAUUGAGUAACAAUGCCAUUAUGCCCUACCCCAGCUGGUGGCUAUGGGAAAGGUAGUUGAAUUUACUCUGGGUGAUGUGUGGGAGAAACAACAACAUUCUCAGGAGGUUCAAUAAGAACUUCUACUUGCAAACUUUAGAAUAUUCCAAUUGAAACUUUGACUUAGCAAUCUUUAACUUACCCAGACACAGUGCCAUUAUCAGCUUAACUACUAGAUGGAUUUAGUGGAAAUGUUGUUCUUUUCAUGCCUAAAGAAUAAUUUUAAAUUUGAAUUCCCAGCAUGAUAUUACACUAAAAUAAACAAAGGUGUAAAGAAGGUGCAAGCAAAAUAGUGUACCUUCUAGACCUUCAUAAGACAACAACUAAUUUUCUCAGGCAACUGUGUCUCUGAUCUUCAAUUACAUAUAUAUUGCCUUCCACCUCUUCCCUCAGAAUCUGAGGGAUGAAACCCAUCACACAUCGGAAUGUGGCAGCUGUUCAGGGUAACCCACAUUCUUCUGAGUCAGAGACACUGAAGAAAACUUUUUUCUCACAAGAUGCUGUCUGUAGGAAUUACCACUGAAGUUUUUUUGAUGUGGUCAGGGUUGGUGCCAAAUCUCAGAGUUCACUUCCACACAGAAGAUCAAACACAGUUAUGUGCAUUUUAAUGGUGCAUUAAAAUGGUAAUUUGCUGCUUUGUGCUUUCACUAUUUGUUUUCUUAGUAGGCUUUGCAAUGUUUUAAUUGUUCUAACACUUUAUCCAUUUACUCUUCAACCUGGGUUUAUAAGAUUAUUUUCUUUUUAAUUGCAAUCCUUUUUUAACAGAAGUCUUACCCGGAAGAGUCUCAUUACACAAAAAUACAUUACGUCCUCUUUUGAAUCUUAAAUUGUCAAAACCAUAUAAAUUGAAUGAAUAGCUUUAUGGCGGCUCUGUUCUUGAUUGGCAAUCAUCAAUAGUCAGUCCCAAAAAUAUAAGGGUAACAGCUGAUUGAGUAUCUUUGAUCUACUUUUAUGAAAUGGUUUAUUACAGUCUUCAUUUUACAUCCUGAUUAGAGCAACCCACUAGCCUGUUUGUUUGAAGAUCUUAAAUUCUAGGGUUUGAUCUUUAGAGUGACACAAAGUACUUUCAUCUGGUGUAAUUAGAUAUAGUUAGCAGGUGGGCAGCCCAAAACUUCAUUAAUUCUGCUACUGUUCUGUGAGUCAACUGAGACUUCAGAGCAAGUGCUUCCAAAUAUUGUGCUGCAAUAUUAUUUGCUGUCAAAUGUGUAUAUUAGCAGCCUGCCAUAUUUCUGUUAUUUGCUGUUGCAAUUAGAAUCAGCAGGUGCAAACCUUUUUUAAUUAGAGUAUGAAAGCUGACAAGUCAUUUAGAUAACAUCCUGAAGUUACUUCUUGAUCCUGAAGAAAUGUUGUAUGAAUUGUCCUUCCACAUCACUUAAUAGCUUUUCCCAAAAAAAUGUAUUAUCGACCCUGACUUAAAGGUAAUCUAACGUCUCCAGAAACAGCAUCAGCUUUUUUGGUACUGUGGUCUUUAAUUGUGUUCAUUCAUUAAGACUUGUAUGCGUCCAAAAUCCAGUGUUUGUUGCUUACAAUCAUAACAGACUUUUGUUUGCUGUGGAGUUUUCAUUUAUUUCAAAGUCUCAGAGCAAUAUUUUAUCAAAAGAGCAUGGAUUCUCUGUAUUGGUCUCUGCUAGGUGUCAUGUCUUUCUUAUGUAGGAGUUAGCUUCUUUCCUAUGUAGAAAUGUUUCAUUUUCCUCAGUAUUAAAGAAUGUUACCUUCCUUUUUCAUUCCAUCUCCCUCUGUCCUUCUGUUUGAUUUGGGUAAGCUGUAUUAAAUUCCUGGGGUUUGUUUUGUCUCUUGAAACUUCAUGCAGGUAAAGUUUGUACUCUGUUUUUCAUCCCUACUACACUAUGAAUACAAAACCUGUUCCGAGCAGUUUAGUACCUCAGUUGUACAGCUGUUUCCUGCUGGCUCUGCUAUAUUGCACUUUACUGUUGGGUUUUGGAAUUAAAAUUUUAAUACUUAUGCUUAUUAUAGCAAAGUGUUGUUCUACUUCUGUAGCACGUCCUCAUCACUGUGUUGGGUUUGUAACCCAUAGCACUAACAAAGUUUGUAAAGUCAGCAUCUUGUGGCAUAAACAGUUUUUGUUGCCCUAAGAUCCUAGAUCUUAAGGUGGGGGUUCAGUUCUUUUAUUUUCCAUGCAAUUAAGCAGGUACCAAGCAUCUCACAGAAGUAGAUAGUUUGGGAAAAGAACAGUUGUUUAUAUCAGAUGCAGUUUGGGUUUUUUUUUUUAUCUCCCAUAUGGUAAAACCUUUGCUCAGUUGUAGUUGCAGCUGAGAUUAAUGAGACCAGGGUUCCAGCUUGAAUAUUGAAAAACUAUUUGUUACCAGCUUACCUUUUUAGUACUUCAAAAUCAAUAUUCAGCAUUUUCCUGAAGCACUUUAAAGUUAAAUAUAUACUUUUUAAAAUGUUUUAAUUCUGUUUUGUUGUGUCUUGUGAUCUAUAAGCUGCAGAAGAGUCUUAGUUGAAGAUAUUGCAGGAAAAAUAUCAAAUAAUUUGUAGACUAAUCAAAGGAUAAUUAGUUUUACAGAUUAAUUACCUUGAUAAUUUGUCCUCAUAAGCAUUGUAUUUUUCAGGUUUAAACUCUACUUUAAGAAAGGACUGCUACAUCUGGUCCUACUCCCUGCAGUAGAAGGAAUAAAACUUGUUGUGGAAUGUUUAUCUUUAAACAAAAGGAGUUAGUAUUCAGCUACCAUUAGAAUGUAUGUGUGAGUACAUUCUAAUGGUGUAUGUACAUCAGUGAAAAGGAUAAAUGCUUAGACUUUAAGGAAGGUAGAGGACCAGAACUUCUAUUCAGUCUUGGAUAGGAGUUACAGCCUUGUAUUACCAGCUUUCUUUGUGCUCUGUUGACUUUCUGUGCUACAUUAACAUUUUCAUUAUCAAAAAUCAAAAAAUGAAGGCAUAAAUGAAACAGACUAAUUACAUUAAUAAAUAUACUAGAAGAAUUUUCAUUUCUUCAUUUGAAUGAGAAUUACCAGUUGCCACAAAGUGUGAUUCAGGAGGCAUUCAGAUGAAAGAACUUAGAGAGUACUGAGUUUUACUUCCACAAACCAUCACCAUUCCAUCUACUCUAUAUUUUAAGGGAGUUCUUAUAUAAAUAAUUUUACAGAAGACUUAAAAGCGUGAGUUUCUGUAAAAGAAAUGAGAGGGAUACUAUUUGAUUUCUGCCUUACCUGGAAAUAUUUUUGUGAGAUAUGAUGGACAAGGAUGAUCUCAGCAUUAGUAAAGAGAUGAAAGAUGAAAGAUCUGUAUUUGCUAAAUACAAUCUAUUAUAAUGUUCUUAUUUGAGAGUGCUAAUUGUUAUCUGGGAUGUGUCAUUCUUAAUGAAAACCAAGUUGACAAAUAAAUGAUACUUUUUAACAGGA